AUGGCUGACGGCAUCAUCACCUACACACAGCUACAGACCCCCAGCGACUGGGAGGCUGCCUCUAAUGCAAGGUUCGAAGCCAUGUGGGAGCAGUUCUGGGCUAAGCUAGCACAUAAACACCGGCUGCCUCAGCCACUAAAUCUCGGGAAGAAACCCAGAACACCCACGGCAAGACAACUAGCCAGGGCCGUGCACCCUGAGCAGCCCUCGACCGGGACAAGUAUACCGGCUACACGCCAGCAACAAGCCAUCGCACCCGAGAGGCAUGCACCCACUGUUGCCCAUCGGAGCCCGGACAAGCAUAGAGGUGUCGGCAAAACCCCCGUGAGAAGGAAAAGCGGGAGGAGCAGACCCCAACAAGCCCGGUGCAUUGGCACCCAAAGGUGGACGGGUCUACGCGGCUCGCAAUACCGAGCACACCUACGAGAAUACGUACCGCAGUCCGCUCAACAAGACCAGGGACAUGCACGCAGACAAGCCGGGAGGCCAGCUCAAGCGGCUGCUCGCAGCUGGGACUGUACAGCCGCAAGACAGGAGACAGCUAUUGCACGGAAUGCCUCUGAAUGCUCCCAGACCUAUGCUGUAAGCCUGCCGACCUCUGGUAUAGGGUGA
This is a messenger RNA of Pelobates cultripes (western spadefoot toad), 612 nucleotides long. The record is from the annotation of a GenBank genome assembly. NCBI's taxonomy places the organism in Eukaryota, Metazoa, Chordata, Amphibia, Anura, Pelobatidae.